AUGCCUCAACACGUUGAUGUCAAGAGACGUCUCGCCCAGUUCGAGGAGUCUGCCAGAAGAAUAACAGGCCGUAUGGCAUCUCGGGCAAUGAGCUUGACCCAUUUGGACCUAAGUGGGCCUCGAGAAGAGAAUCAACCUCAUCCUCCUGGGUCGCCUCCCGAUGCAUGGCGGAGUAAUGAUGUACCAUCAUCCUGUCUCAACGACAUCAUGCUCACCCGCAAGGCUCCUGAUCCUAGUCCAGGCUCUCCGCAGCCAACCACUAUUGAGUUGAGCCCCAGCUACGCUCUGAAACUCCGAGUGCUGCAAGAGGGUGGAGCAGAAUGGCUGCCCUCUAACAGCUCCUCUCCAACACUACCUGCUUAUGACGAGCCAGGCCUCGCCGACCCGGGAAUUGACCUCCCCGAGCCGUGUCCCCAUCUCAGGGAAAUACUCAACGACUUCUUCGUUCUGUCCAAGAACAAGCCCGUAAUUUAUUUCAGCUUCACCAGCUCCGGGAACCGGGCUGCCGCCGAGCCGAAGAAGGCUAGUUCAUCUCGGACCUCUUUCCUGAAUUUUGAAUUCCUUGAAAACCCC
This is a messenger RNA of Mesorhabditis spiculigera, 573 nucleotides long. NCBI's taxonomy places the organism in Eukaryota, Metazoa, Nematoda, Chromadorea, Rhabditida, Rhabditidae. The record is from the annotation of a GenBank genome assembly.